UAUGGAUUCCUGAGGGCAUGGACUAUAUCUUGAUUGCGCUGGGACCUGGCAUAUAUCUGGUGCUCCCUAAAUGAUGAGCAAAUGCUGAAUAAAAUUUUGAAAACCAGGACAUCAAGAUGGAAGCAUAUAUGCUUGAUCAGCCUAGUCCUUCUCUAGAAGAUGCAAAACUCAGAAGACCAAUGGUCAUUGAAAUCAUAGAAAAAAAAUUUGAAUGUUUUAGAAAAGAAAUGUCAUUAAAUAUAUAUGGAACAGUGUUGCUUGGAACAACAGCUAGUUGCUCUGGAAUCUUGGCAAACUUCAUUUUCAGACACUGCUUCAAGGUUAAACAUGAUACUUUGAAGACAUAUACAUCACUAACUACACUUCCAUUUUUGUCUACUAUAGUUGCUUAUAAGCUCCUUUUAACUGAUGCUUUGUAUUCAGACAAUAUAAGCAAGGAAAAUUGUGUUCUCAGAAGUUCACUGAUUGGCAUAGUAUGUGGUGUUUUAUAUCCCAGUGCUUUGGCUUUUCUUAAAAAUGGACGUCUGGCAGUCAAGUACAAUACUGUUCCACUGCCACCAAAAGGAAGGGUUUUGCUCCAUUGGUUUCUGCUUUGUCAGACAGAGGUGAAAGCAAUGAUGAUUCCUCUAAUCUCUCAGACGGUGUUUGGAAUAUUCAAUGGUCUAGAGCAUUAUGCAGUAUUUGAAAGGACACUUGAGAAAACCAUGCAUGAAGAAUAACCAAGGAAGGAAUGGAUGCUAACUCAGCGGAAUAGAUGCUAACUCAGCGGAAUAGAUUUUUUUAUGAGGUGAACUCGGGUGUUGCUGAAAGAGUUAAAAGUAACUCUGAACAAUUUGCUUCCGUCCCUUUUGCCUGGUAUAUAGCAGGCACUCAAUAAGUAUUCAAUAAUUCAGUCAAUAAAUACACGUUUUAUCUUACAUUAAUAUGUAAGUUUUAGUUUUCUUUCCUCAUGGUACAUCCAUUUUGCCUGGUAUAUAACAGAUACCAAUACGUAUUUAGUAAUUCAAUAAAAGUAAACAUAACAAUAAA
This is a messenger RNA of Carlito syrichta (Philippine tarsier), 1029 nucleotides long. It is a transcript of the gene TMEM126B, whose product is annotated as transmembrane protein 126B. NCBI's taxonomy places the organism in Eukaryota, Metazoa, Chordata, Mammalia, Primates, Tarsiidae. Bases 117 to 719 code for a protein of 200 amino acids. Gene Ontology annotation, biological process: mitochondrial respiratory chain complex I assembly. Gene Ontology annotation, cellular component: mitochondrion. The record is from RefSeq and is a predicted model, not a curated record. The transcript has 5 exons.